Messenger RNA from Cryptococcus deneoformans JEC21, 2788 nucleotides. RefSeq lists its product as hypothetical. Bases 143 to 2716 code for a protein of 857 amino acids. The record is from RefSeq and is a predicted model, not a curated record. Lineage: Eukaryota; Fungi; Basidiomycota; Tremellomycetes; Tremellales; Cryptococcaceae. The transcript is spliced from 8 exons. Gene Ontology annotation, molecular function: ATP binding; protein serine/threonine kinase activity. Gene Ontology annotation, biological process: peptidyl-serine phosphorylation; peptidyl-threonine phosphorylation; mRNA cis splicing, via spliceosome.
UUCAACUUCACGAUCCUAUUUACAAUCCUACCUACAUUCACAACAGUCUGUCACCAAGAUUGGCGCAGCGGAACAACUAGUAACACCUCUCAUAUUUAAAAAAGAAACGAGUUCUCACACUUGCUCCUAUUUGCCUUUGCCAAUGUCUUCAGGUAUCAAACGUCAUUAUCACGACGACGCCUUCUCGGCAAGCGGAAGGAGCGAUAAAUCCCAAGGAAGUGAUAGGAAGAAGCCAAGGGACUGGAGAGAGGCUUUCCUGGAUGAUUCACCUAGGGGAGAGCAUGGUCGUGAGAGGGAACGGGACCGAGAGAGGCCGAGAGGUUCUGAGCGAAACUACGAUAGAGAGCGACAGUAUGGGGACAGACGGGGAUCUUACGAUGACAGGCGCGGUGAAAGAUACAAUGAGAAAAGGCAGGGAAAUGGCGAGCAUCGCUCUGGUCAAAGGGACCGAAAGGAUUAUCGUGAACGUGAGCCCGUGAAGGGAGAUUAUUCUCGACGAUAUGGUGACCGAAAUGAUCGUCAUAGGGACGAUCGCAAUGAUUACAGGCGAGAUGUAAGGUACAAAGAGAGAGAGAGAGCCGAGUCCCGUAGGUCGCCUCCAACAACUCAAUCUGGCCAACUAGGAUCUUCGCGGCCGCUCAGCCCCCCGCCAUCUAGACCUCCCCAAAGGACAUCAUCGAGGCCAUUAAACUCACCGCAAGGGAUCCCAAUGGGUAAAUUGGCAGCUCCAUCGCCUGGCUUUAAGCCUUCUCCAAGGAGCCCGGUUCGAGUCGAAAGUCAUCAGAAGUCGUCAAUGAGUCGCUUCUUUGACGCUGAACCUGAAAAAUCUGAAACGGGGCCUGCCCCAUCUAAAGCAAUCGACCUUCCCGUUGAUCCAGAGCCUAUUGUUGUUGAAGAGGAGCAAGAUCCCGCUAAGCUGCUUGAAGAACGUAAGAGGAAGCGAGAAGAGAUCAUGGCGAAAUUCAAGACUACUGGUGGUAAGACCUCUGUCCCUGUCAGUCCCAAGAUUGCUAUAAACGAUGUAACUGGUGGACCAGGGAUGGAGAGUGUCACGAGCGGAGGUACUCGGACAGGCUGGCAAACUGGGAUACAAAGCGGCAGAACGACUGCUACCGGUGCUACGCCACUCCUGAAACAGCUCGGUACAAGCUCUUCCAACCCAACUCCGAUCCCUACCCACGAGCCUUCUCUUGCUUCUACCCCUCUGGGCCGAGAUUUCGACCUCUCCAAGCAAGCAUCUACUACUAAUGAUGUCACCAUUCCUAUAGAGACUAAGGUUGAGGGUGUGGGUGCGGACAUGACGGUUUCAGCUGCUGACUAUGAUCCCACGCGCGAAGGUUUAGUUGAUCAUUCCAAGCGUCAGAAGGAUUUGGGGAUAAUCAAUUCCCAAGCUAAGGAGAUUGCUGAGGGCGUUGGUGAACCCGUUCUCGUGGAGGAUGAUGAGCCAAAGGAGGACGAGUAUGAAGAAGUGGAGAUCGAGGUAGAAGAUGACGAAGACGACGAGUUUGAUAUGUUUGCAGCCUUUGGGGGUGAAGAAAAAGAAAAGAAGAUGAAGAAGGUUGUCGUACGACGAUUGAAGAAUGGCGGGGAAGGGGCUAAACAGGAUAUCAUUAAGAAACCCGCUAGCACAAUUGCACCGGAAGUCGUGGACAAUGUUGAUGACUCGGAUGGGUACUACAGGAUUACUCCAGGAGAGAUUUUGGAUAAUGGGAGGUAUCAGGUGACGAUCACCCUCGGCAAAGGAAUGUUUUCGGCGGUAGUGAAGGCCAAAGUUCUGAAGGCAUUUGGACAGGAGAGGAGGCAAGAUGUGGUGGGGAAGGAGGUGGCUAUCAAAGUCGUUAGGAGUCAAGAGAGCAUGUACAUAUCUGGACGGAAAGAAUCCCAAAUCCUCCAAAAACUCAAUGACGCCGACCCAGAAGAUAAGAAGCAUAUCCUACGUCUCGAACGCACAUUUGAGCAUCGAGGGCAUCUCUGUAUCGUCACCGAGAGUCUCAGCAUGAAUUUGCGGGACGUAAUCAAACGCUUUGGUAAAGACGUCGGUCUCAACAUGCGUGCGGUUCGAGCAUACGCACAUCAAUUGUUCCUUGCUUUGUCGCUUAUGCGUAAAUGUGGGAUUGUACAUGCUGAUGUGAAGCCUGAUAACAUUUUGGUCACGGAAAACAAGACGACAUUGAAGGUCUGCGAUUUGGGUUCUGCGGCUGAGAUUACAGAAGGAGAAAUCACCCCUUACCUCGUCUCCCGAUUCUACCGUGCUCCUGAAAUUAUUCUUGGUCUUCCCUAUGAUACAGCGAUUGACAUGUGGUCCAUCGGCUGUACCCUAUACGAGCUUUACACCGGCAAGAUCCUCUUUCCCGGCAGGUCCAACAACCAUAUGUUGUUACUCAUGAUGGAGCUUAAGGGUAAGAUCAACCAUCGAAUGAUUAAAAAAGCAGCUUUCGGUACAAUGCACUUUGAUGAGUCGUUGAACUUUAUCAGUAUAGAGAAGGACAAGAUAACAGGGCAGGAUGUCGCCAAGACAAUGGUCAUCAACUCGGCUUCAAAAGAUCUUCGGUCCCGUCUCGUUCCCCCGUCGUCUGUUCAGCUGAAGAUGAAAGACGAUGAGUUGAAGCAGCUUCUGAGUCUGGUAGAUCUGUUGGACAAAUGUUUGCAGUUGGACCCUGCUAAAAGAUUGACUCCGAGGGAUGCCCUGUUGCAUCCUUUUGUUGCGGGUCCUUAACUAUUUAUACGACAUGCGUUGAAAGCUUGAUUCCGUGUACAUCUCGCCUAUGCAUAUAUCUUUUUCUGAAAC